This is a messenger RNA of Protomyces lactucae-debilis, 2373 nucleotides long. RefSeq names its product glycosyltransferase family 2 protein. Gene Ontology annotation, cellular component: cell periphery; cell septum. The coding region runs from base 1 to 2373 and encodes 790 amino acids. Gene Ontology annotation, molecular function: chitin synthase activity. The record is from RefSeq and is a predicted model, not a curated record. The transcript has 3 exons. NCBI's taxonomy places the organism in Eukaryota, Fungi, Ascomycota, Taphrinomycetes, Taphrinales, Protomycetaceae.
AUGGGCGUACCUCUGCUCGAUCCAGGAGCGAGCUCGCCUCAAAAAGAAGUAAGUCAGUACGUGCAACAAGACCCGUACGCUGCAGCACCAGAAGGUCCUCAGCCAAGACGGUACAAGACCAUGAAACGCGUCGAACUAUACAAUGGUAACUUGGUGCUAGACUGUCCUGUGCCUAAGAAGCUGCUCGAUACUCUCCCGAUUCGAGAUGGGCGGGAAUUUACUCAUAUGCGAUAUACCGCAGCUACAGGUGACCCGUCUGAAUUCAAAUCAAAGCUCUUUACGCUGCGACAAGCAUUGUAUCACCCACCAAGGCAGACUGAGUUGUUCAUCGUCAUCACCAUGUACAACGAGAAUGAAAUCUUAUUUGCGCGGACCAUGCACAGCGUGAUGAAGAAUAUCGCACAUCUAUGCUCGCGUGACCGCAGUCGUGUCUGGGGCAAGGAAGGCUGGCAAAAAGUAGUGGUCUGCAUCGUGAGCGAUGGCCGAAGCAAAAUCAACCCGAGGACAUUGUCUUAUCUCGCAGCUAUGGGUGUCUACCAGGAAGGUAUUGCCAAGAAUGUUGUCAACAACGAACCUGUUACUGCGCAUCUUUACGAGUACACAACGCAAAUCAGUAUCAAUGCAGAUUUGACAUUCAAGGGCGCCGACAGGGGUAUUGUGCCCGUGCAAGUGCUAUUUUGUCUCAAGGAGAAGAACCAAAAGAAGAUUAAUUCCCACCGAUGGUUCUUUCAAGCCUUUGGGCCAAUUUUGAAUCCAAAUGUCUGUGUCUUGCUCGAUGCCGGAACCCAGCCUGGUGACAAGAGUAUCUACCACCUCUGGAAGUCCUUUGACCUCAACUCGAAUGUCGCAGGCGCUUGUGGCGAGAUCGUUGCCAUGAAGGGUAAGUACGGUAAGAAUCUGCUCAACCCACUCGUUGCUGCUCAAAAUUUUGAGUACAAGAUGAGUAACAUCCUGGACAAACCACUCGAGUCAGUCUUUGGCUUUAUUUCUGUGUUGCCCGGCGCCUUUUCUGCAUAUCGCUAUAUUGCACUUCAAAACGACUCACAAGGCCAAGGUCCGCUCAAGCAGUACUUUAAGGGCGAAACGAUGCAUGGCGCUAAUGCUGGUAUUUUUGAAGCCAACAUGUACCUCGCUGAAGACCGCAUCUUGUGUUAUGAGCUGGUGGCAAAGCGCAACUGUGCCUGGAUAUUGCACUACGUCAAGAGCGCAUAUGCAGUCACAGAUGUGCCUGACGAAUUGCCGGAGCUCAUCUCACAGCGGCGAAGAUGGCUGAAUGGAUCCUUUUUUGCUGCCAUCUAUGCCUUGUGGCAUACCUUCUCUAUUUGGCGCUCUGAUCAUGGCUUCUUUCGCAAAAUCUUCUUCCACAUUGAAUUCUUGUACCAGGCCAUCUCUAUGCUCUUUUCGUGGUUCGGCUUGGGUAACUUCUUCAUUGCCUUCACUAUUCUUGCCAAAGCACUUGGUGACAAUAAAUGGACUACAGGCGUCCACAUCGGCCAAAAGAUCUUUGCUCCAGGCGCUGUCCUGUACUCGGUCUGUACCUGGAUCUACGCAGCGUUGAUUGUUAUGUGCUUUGUGCUAUCGCUCGGCAACCGUCCUCAAGGCUCGAAAUGGGCUUACAUGGUCACAAUGUCCUUCUUUGCGCUGCUCAUGGGAUACAUGCUCUUUGCAGCUGGAUUCUUAUCUUAUGUUUCUAUUACCAACUUUAUUGCCCUCAACCCGACAAAGACAACCUUUUUCGCAGCCAUCAAACGUGAUCCGCUCUUCUACCAGCUCUGCAUUUCACUCUUGUCAACGUAUGGCUUGUAUCUUGUGGCUUCUAUUCUAUAUUUUGAGCCCUGGCACAUGUUCACGUCAUUCAUUCAGUAUCUGCUCAUCUCGCCAUCCUACAUCAACAUUCUCAAUGUAUAUGCAUUUUGCAAUACCCACGACAUUUCUUGGGGUACCAAAGGUGAUACUGGCAUCAAGACUGAUUUGGGUGUUGUGAAUGUGAAGAAGGACGGCAGUACUGUUGAAAUUGCAGUACCGACCAGCGACACGGAUAUUGACGCAGCAUACAUGCAAGCCAUCAAGACACUUGAGCUCAAAGAGGCAGAGAAGAAAAACAAACGAUCCGCUGAGACGAAGCAAGAAGAUUACUACAAGUCCUUUCGCACGCGUGUCGUCCUUGCCUGGAUCUUGUCGAAUGGUGCGUUGAUUGGACUCGUCCUUGGCAUCGGUGGUGUCAGUCAAAUCACAGCUGCUUCGCAAUCUACUGCAUCGAGCGGCACCAGUAUCUAUCUCGGCAUCAUCUUCUGGAGCGUUGCAGGACUCUCCUUGUUUCGGUUCAUUGGCUGUGUCUUUUAUUUGGUGGUACGCUUAUUCAAUGGCGAAUAA